AAAACUCCCUUCUUCUCAGUCUCACUCCCUUCCAAAACCCAGCCAGAUAAGGAACAAAACCUCGUUCCUCAUUUCAAUAAAAGGGGAAAUCCCCUUUCACCUACCAAACAACCUAUUCACUCUGAAAAUUGGCUACAAAAAUGGCAAACCUAAGAACAGCAAUGGAUGCUGCAUUUUGGGACCUAAAUAUAUCAACCCCACAAGCUCUUGAUGGCAUUUCCAGGGCGGUGCCUGGGGAACCCAUACCAUUGGAUUUUACCAGGGCUAGUAAAGCCCUAAGAAUCCAACAGCUCUCUUUCCUUGGACAUGGGUUUCCUUUGGGGAUUAUCCCAUCUUACUCCCCCUCCGCCAAUCAUAAAGAAUUGGGAUCUUUUGCCCUCCAGUCUCUUCUGGGCAAGGCCGCCUUCGGCAACUGGUGGCUUGGAUUAAUUGGACAAUUUCGUCCCAAGAAGUUAAUAUCUUCUAUCAGCGCAGAGAUACGCGGUGCAGAUGAAUGGGAGCUGCCUUUAGUUAAAGAUGUAGCAAAGCAUUUCCUAGACAAAUCACUUUAUGCACUUGGCCUAUGCUCUCAAAUAUCGUUAACAUCAUCAUCAUCCUUACUGUUGAGCACUGAAAAACACGGUGAGAGGAAGGGCCGCCGCACCAGAGCUAUGCUUCUACACAAGGCAAGAUCUUGACUGCUAGUUUCUUCCAUACAGGAGCAUGUUUUGUGAUCUAAUUUAAAAUAAAAAAAAAAAAAAAAAAAAAUUUUCCAAUCAGUAUCCUUAGACUGUUCAUCCCUUGUUUCUGAAUCUGGAUUGCGAUAUCGUUUUGGAAUCCAUAGAAAUAGUUGUCCUCCUCAUGCUGUUGAUUCCUCUGAUAGCGAGACACCACUUACUUUAAUGCCUGGGGUGUGUGUCAAAGCCGCCUUUUCUUAUGAAAAGAACAAAGACCUGUGGAGGCAAAAGGAAAAAAAAGAGGAUGUCAUAAUAGAGACAGACCAGGGCCGAUUUUGGCGACCUUCAUAUGAUAUUCGUCUCAGAGAGCCUCAUGCAGCGGUAUCUGGAAUUAUAGGGGGUACUUGUGCGGCAUGGUUUGGAGGUGGAAAACAUUUGCCCGCCGUUGAGUCAACGGAAGGCGCAGACAGCAUUUCUUCAGGUGCUAAGAGUAGAAGUUGUUUUGGGGUCGAUUUAUUUGGCUCAGCUUGCUACACUUUUCAACAUGGAAAGUUCAGAGAGCUGUUUGGAGACCUCACCAGAGUAGACGCUCGCCUGGAUAUUUCUUCAGCUUCAACUUUAGCCAAAAAAGUUUCAAACCUUUUCCGCAGUGCAUCGAAUAAUGGUGCACCAAAUUUACUGUCUUCUAUUGGACUUAAUUUGAUAUUUCAGCAGCAGGUUGCUGGCCCCAUUGUUUUUCGAGUAGAUUCCAAGUUUUCGCUCGAUUCAUCUUCCGGAAGGCACGGCCCACAACUGGAAGAUCUGGUAUACAGCUUGAAUUACUCUUUAAGGCUCCUAAGGUCUGGGAAGGUGGUCGCAUGGUAUUCUCCGAAGAGGAAAGAAGGGAUGAUUGAGCUACGACUGUUUGAAUUCUAACUCUUGCCUCUAAAUCUUUACGUAGUUUAGGGCAGUUUUAGAUUUUAAAUACCAUUCGUGUUACUGUCUUGUGGUGGGAAACUUAUUCUGGCUAGUGUCUCACUUCCACAUACUUUGAGUGGUGGUCUAUAUUCACAUACAUCUUUCUAUCGUGGUUUAUUUUUCAUUUACAAUUUA
This is a messenger RNA of Olea europaea var. sylvestris, 1748 nucleotides long. RefSeq names its product protein TRIGALACTOSYLDIACYLGLYCEROL 4, chloroplastic. Gene Ontology annotation, cellular component: chloroplast envelope. Gene Ontology annotation, biological process: acylglycerol transport; ER to chloroplast lipid transport. Gene Ontology annotation, molecular function: phosphatidic acid binding. The transcript has 5 exons. NCBI's taxonomy places the organism in Eukaryota, Viridiplantae, Streptophyta, Magnoliopsida, Lamiales, Oleaceae. The record is from RefSeq and is a predicted model, not a curated record.